Messenger RNA from Sardina pilchardus (European sardine), 1702 nucleotides. RefSeq lists its product as uncharacterized. Bases 149 to 1702 code for a protein of 517 amino acids. The record is from RefSeq and is a predicted model, not a curated record. Gene Ontology annotation, cellular component: plasma membrane. The transcript is spliced from 3 exons. Gene Ontology annotation, biological process: neuron projection development. Lineage: Eukaryota; Metazoa; Chordata; Actinopteri; Clupeiformes; Clupeidae.
GAGAGAGAGACAGAAUGAGCCUGCAGCUGCGACUCUGUUAGACGGUUGUUGUCGGAGCGUUCAGGGAAGCGUGUGCGGAACAUGGACUCGGACGCCGGAGUGUGUGCUUAUACCUGAGACAGAGAGGAGAGCGAGCGAAGAGGUGGCCAUGGCGGAGAGCAACCACUGCGCGUCCAACGUCCCUCCCCCCGGCAUCCACGCCGUGUCGGGCGGCUACUACUCCGAGAGCGACGGCGAGGAGGAGGAGGGCGACGAGCGCGACCCCCCGAUCAUCUCCCUGUCCAAGAGCUCCACGGACGUCACGACCCGCCCACCGCUGCGCUCCGAGCUGGCCUGGUUCCGCUCGGACCUGCGCAAGAGCGUCAGCGCCCAGCGGCCGCGCAGCCUGGCCGGGUCGGGGCCCAACAUGUCCGCCUCCAAGUUCGGCGUCCUGUCCGGCGGCUACGUGCUGCGGCAGGAGAGGACCACCAGCCUGGGGAGCGGCGGCAGCACCAGCAGCCCCGACACGGUCAUCUUGAGAGGGGGCUCUAGAGGCGGCUCCAGGGGCCGUCCCUGGAGCAUCACGGAGGACCCCUGCGCCAAGCCCACGCUAGCCCCAGAGAAGGGCGCUCUUCCUGGGCUACCUCCCUGCAGUGGCCCCUACGUCCACAGGGACCUCCAGGCGGGACGGCUGGAAACACAGUGCCUGAGUGGGUACAGUCUCACAGGGAAUGGAGCUAACCUGGUAGCAGGCACAGACGCUGCACCCAGGUCUGCCCUGCUGGAGGGGCGGCCGGAUGAGGUUGCCGGGGGCAACGGUAGGGAUUCCGUUUUGGGGCUCGUUGACGGACGGGCUCCGAGCUCCCUGGGCGGAUACUGCAGGACUGAUCGCCCUGGCAGCGCUUUGCGUACCUCUGGUAGUUUCGGUACCUCCGUGUCGCUAACGCCCCCCUACGCUAACGCUGACGCGACGCAACUCCACAACGCCCGCCCGCUCUACUCGCCUGUGACUUACAUCUCUGAGGGUCAAAGGUCGUCCCUCUCGGCCGGGUCUCUGGCCUUCCCCCCUUUGGUGUCCUCCAUCAGCGAGACGAGCCUGGACCGGCGCUUCCUGACUCCCUGUUGCCGUGGCGGCAGCGACUCGUCCAGCGUCUGCAGCUCGGCGACCAUGACGGCGGCGCCCGUGUCCGCGUCGUCAGCGGCGCGCCGGAUGUGGGCCUCGCGGCAGCGGCCGGUCAAGGAGGCCGGCACCAUGACGUCCCGCAGUGACCUCCGAGACGUGGGGGUGCAGACGGGGUCUUUGGGGUGCUCCCCGGUCACCGCCACCGCCACCGCCGCCGCCGGUGUACUGUUGUCCAGCGGCCAGUCGAGCGAAGAAGACGAGGGGGAGACGAAGGUGGAGUGGGACGAGGAGGGGAUGACCUGGGAGGUGUACGGGGCGGCGGUGGACCCCGAGGAACUGGGCCAGGCCAUCCAGAGGCACCUGGAGCUGCAGAUCAAGGUUUCGGCCGUCGCCAUGGCGACAAGCGACGACGACGACAUUGACAACGACGACCCGGAGGGCAAAGGUCAGCAGCGGGGCGCCAAGGGGGAGGGUGCGGAGGCCGGGAAAGUCGCCGGGGACGGAAUGGAACCGAGUGGAAAGAAGAAGAGGAGAGUCGGACAAAGGAUGUCGCUACGGCGACCUGGAUGCUGUUUGCGGUCCAGCACAGUAGGGGAGUGA